This is a messenger RNA of Diabrotica virgifera virgifera (western corn rootworm), 889 nucleotides long. It is a transcript of the gene Cox4, whose product is annotated as cytochrome c oxidase subunit 4 isoform 1, mitochondrial. Gene Ontology annotation, biological process: mitochondrial electron transport, cytochrome c to oxygen. The record is from RefSeq and is a predicted model, not a curated record. NCBI's taxonomy places the organism in Eukaryota, Metazoa, Arthropoda, Insecta, Coleoptera, Chrysomelidae. The transcript has 4 exons. The coding region runs from base 143 to 685 and encodes 180 amino acids.
AUAAGAAUCCGUUAACAGAAAAGUCAAGCUGGCAACCUCGUACCUCGUGCCUUGUGCUGACACCUUUUGUCAUCUGUCACUGUCAUUUAAGUCGGCACCAUCUUGAUUAUUGAGGACAAUUUAGUGAAUUAAGGAGAUCAACAUGGCGUCCACUUUGUUUGCUCUUACUGCAAGAGCAAUCAGAAAUGUUCCAAAAACUACUGGACAAGCUGCUGCUAUGAGCAGUUAUGCCCGCACUUUAAUUGGCAAAAGGGAAAUAGUAGGUUUUGGAUACAAUGGAGAACCUAAUUAUGCAGAUAGGUCAGAUUUCCCAAUGCCAGCCAUUAGGUGGAGAGAACCCUCAGCCGACACAAAUGCUUUGAGAGAAAAGGAGAAAGGUGAUUGGAAAAAUUUAAGUAUGGAAGAAAAGAAAGCUUUAUACAGAGCUUCGUUCUGCCAAACUUUUGCUGAAUUUAAAGCCCCAACAGGAGAAUGGAAGUCAGUCGUUGGAUUGGGUUUAGUAUUAGUAUCUGGAGCUUUUUGGAUCUUCUAUUUCUUUAAAGGAUUUGUGUACAGCCCUCUACCUAUUACUUUCGACAAGGAGCACAGAGAAGCCCAAUUGAGACGUAUGAUUGAUCUUCAAGUAAAUCCUGUGCAAGGUCUUGCUUCUAAAUGGGACUACGAAAAGGAUGACUGGAAGAAGUAGACAUAAUUUAAAGGUUUAUAUAUACAUUACAUGUAAAAGGAUUGCUAGUGUUUGACAGCCACUAGCUCUCCUUUCUUUUUAAUAAAUAUUAGUAAUAUAAUCAUCUAGAACCUUAUUUAUACCUUUCCGUGAUAUAAUGAUACAAUGUUUAGUGUUGAUGUUGAUAUAGAUUGCUAAGUAUGAAUAAAGAUUUUUUUCUUUAAA